This is a messenger RNA of Athalia rosae (coleseed sawfly), 1981 nucleotides long. Its product is annotated as dihydroorotate dehydrogenase (quinone), mitochondrial-like. NCBI's taxonomy places the organism in Eukaryota, Metazoa, Arthropoda, Insecta, Hymenoptera, Athaliidae. The transcript has a single exon. Gene Ontology annotation, cellular component: mitochondrial inner membrane; cytoplasm. Gene Ontology annotation, biological process: 'de novo' pyrimidine nucleobase biosynthetic process; pyrimidine ribonucleotide biosynthetic process. Bases 292 to 1473 code for a protein of 393 amino acids. The record is from RefSeq and is a predicted model, not a curated record. Gene Ontology annotation, molecular function: dihydroorotate dehydrogenase activity.
AAUGCUACAAAUGGAGAGGCGUUAGUAAAGCCAGUUACAUUCAAGAAGGAUUUCAAACCGCAUUAUUCGACGUUCAGUUUUAGUCUCCACACUUUUGAAAAUAAACUAAUCAAAUCAGUUGAAUUCAGGCGAGUUUAUAAUUAAGUAUGCUGCCCAACAUGUGAAGAAGAAAAAGGAAGACCAAGCUUUAGGUUAGAGUAAUUUCUCACCUCACGAUACAUCGUCAAGUUUUUCCAUCGCUCAACAGGUGCGAAAUAUUGAGCACAAUUUGCAGUUCGAAAUAAUAGAAAAAUGGUUCGUCGGUUGACUUCUAAGGAAAAAAUUCAAGCAUUCAUAAGAGUUACAGGAGGUGGUUUGGUAAUAUUCAGCGGUGUAAACAUCUGUACUGGAAAUGAAAAGUUCUAUGACAAUGUUGUGAUGCCUCUUGUUCGCUUUAUUGACCCAGAGACAUCACAUAACAUUGCCAUAGCAGCAGCUAAGUUUGGCUUCAUUUCCAAUGGAACUUACCAUGAUCCUAUAAGAUUGAAAACUACGGUAUGGGGAUUAAACUUUAACAAUCCAUUGGGCAUAGCAGCUGGAUUUGAUAAACAGGGAGAAGCAGUUGAUGGGUUGCAUAAAAUUGGAUUUGGAUUUGUGGAAGUUGGAUCUGUAACACCAGUACCACAGGAUGGAAAUGCAAAACCUCGAGUUUUUCGGUUGACUGAAGAUAAAGCUGUUAUUAAUAGGUACGGAUUUAACAGCGAUGGUCACCAAGCUGUCUUUGAUCGCUUACAAAAUACCAAAAGUCAUACAGACUUUACAGGAAUAAUUGGAGUUAAUUUGGGCAAAAAUAAAACUACACCUGACCAUGUGCAAGAUUACAUAGACGGCAUCAAAAAAUUUGGAGAUGUAGCUGAUUACUUUGUGAUCAAUGUGUCUAGCCCCAAUACUCCCGGGUUGCGUGCCUUACAAGAUAAAAGACAUCUAGAAGAAUUGAUAUCCAAGAUCAACAUGGCGUCUGAAGGGUUAGCCAGAAAGCCACCUUUGCUAGUUAAGCUAGCUCCUGACUUGAGUGACCAAGAACGGCAAGAUAUAGCUGAUAUUAUCAAUUCAUCUAAAUGCAGAAUAGACGGACUAGUGAUAUCUAAUACUACCAUUCAACGGUCAAACUUGAUAAGUUCUCAUAGAGAAGAAACUGGUGGCCUCAGCGGAGCACCACUGACGCACCUUUCAACCGCAAUGAUCAGAGACAUGUAUUGUAGGACUAAUGGAAAAAUACCGAUCAUAGGCGUUGGUGGUAUAUUCACUGGUGAAGACGCUUAUGAAAAAAUCAAAGCUGGAGCAACAUUAGUCCAAAUUUAUACAUCAUAUAUAUACCACGGCCCUCCAAUUGUGAAACGAAUAAAAAAAGAAUUAGACGAACUUUUAAUAAAGGAUGGGUAUACCUCUGUGGUUGAUGCAGUUGGCAAGGAUUCAAUUAAGUCCAAAACUUAGUGAUGUCAUUCUUAUACUUGAUUCUUAUUUCUUAAUUCCUGACAACAGCCAUGCAGAUUCCCCCUGCUACUCAUUGUUAGCUGCUAACAUCUAUAUGAACUGAUAAAAAGCUCAAACUUCGAAUGGUGUAUGCUGGAAUUAAACAACGAUAAUAUCUUCGAAUACCUUUUACAUUCUACCAGAAGUGUGAUCGCAAAUAUAAAACAUGGUAAUUGUAAGUCAUUGAAUGUUCACAAGCGGAAUUUCAAGAAGGAAUGACCUGUUAUGAUCUAAGUUAAAUCGACGUAAGUUUACAUUUACUAAAUUUUAUAGAGACACAUCUACAACUAGUCAUAUUUGUAUAAUCUGCAGAAAGUUUGAAGGGAGAUAAUAAGGCAAUAAAAUCAAGUAGUCUCUAAAACUUCUACAGGGCUUGCUACAGUAACGAGUUGUGUAAUAUUUGAUAGGAAAAUUAUAGUGUUUAUUCCUCGCUCCUGCAAACUGCCAAUAAACUUAUUCAUAUAAUCGA